Molecule: messenger RNA, 2028 nt
Organism: Cannabis sativa
Lineage: Eukaryota; Viridiplantae; Streptophyta; Magnoliopsida; Rosales; Cannabaceae
Product: aspartate--tRNA ligase 2, cytoplasmic
Exons: 10
Coding region: 114-1787 (557 amino acids)
Biological process (GO): aspartyl-tRNA aminoacylation
Cellular component (GO): cytosol; aminoacyl-tRNA synthetase multienzyme complex; cytoplasm
Molecular function (GO): RNA binding; ATP binding; aspartate-tRNA ligase activity
Source: RefSeq, a predicted model, not a curated record
UGAAAUCUCCAUAUUAGAUAGCUUCCUCCUCACAGUACUCAGUUUCCCAUUUCUUCAUUCUUAUAAAUAUAUUCUUCUAUCGUCCACUCUCUCCAUUUCUACUGCCAAAAUCAAUGUCUUCAGAAUCCGAAACCUUAUCAUCUUCGGCCUCUGCGCCGCCACCACCAUCGCAAUCGGAAGAAUCAUCUCACGAAGACGAUUCCAAAUCAGUUAGCAAAAAGGCCGCUAAGAAAGAAGCCGCCAAGCUCGAGAAGCUGCGCCGCCGUCAAGAAGCCGCCGCCGCAUUAUCCAACGCCACCUCAUCGCUUUCGGUCGAGGAAGAUCCGCUUUCAGCAAACUACGGCGAUGUGCCGCUCGUUGAGCUACAGUCGAAGGCUCCAGCUGACGUCAACAGCUGGACUGAGGUCGGAAAGCUUAACGAAGCCAUGAAGGACCAGCAUGUUCUUGUGCGAGGUCGUGCUCAGACGAUCCGAUCCGUUAGCAAGAACAUGGCCUUCGUUGUUGUGAGAGAGCAUGGUUUUACUGUGCAGUGCGUGAUUACGGCGAUUCCAGAUGUUGUUAGUCGACAGAUGGUUAAGUUUGUUUCCGGUUUGAAUCGUGAGUCGAUUGUUGAUGUUGAAGGAAUUGUCUCUGUGCCGAAAGAUCCUAUCAAGGGAGCCACGCAACAGGUUGAGGUUCAGGUGAGAAAAUUGUAUUGUGUGAGUAAGGCAUUGCCGACCUUACCUAUUAUUGUUGAGGAUGCAGCUCGAAGUGAGAUUGAGAUUGAAAAAGCUUUGCAGGCUGGAGAACAACUUGUUCGUGUUAAUCAGGAUACACGUUUGAAUAAUAGAGUUAUUGACAUUCGAACACCUGCUAAUCAAGGAAUUUUUCGCAUUCAGUCUCAAGUUGGAACUGUAUUUAGACAGUUUUUGCUUUCCGAAAACUUUUUCGAAAUCCAUACUCCAAAGCUAAUAGCUGGCUCCAGUGAGGGUGGUGCUUCUGUAUUUAGACUGGACUACAAAGGGCAACCUGCUUGCCUUGCCCAAUCUCCUCAGCUUCACAAGCAAAUGGCGAUCUGUGGUGAUUUUGGGCGUGUUUUUGAGAUUGGUCCUGUAUUUAGAGCAGAGGACUCUUUCACUCACAGACAUUUGUGUGAAUUUACUGGACUUGAUGUGGAAAUGGAGAUCAAGAAUCACUACUUUGAGGUAAUGGAUAUUGUAGACCGGUUAUUUGUUGCAAUGUUCGAUAGCUUGAAUCAGAAUUGUGAGAAGGAGCUUGAAGCUGUUGGGAGACAAUAUCCAUUUGAACCUCUAAAGUACUUGAGGAAGACUCUUCGGCUUACAUUUGAAGAAGGUGUUCAAAUGCUCAAAGAUGCUGGUGUUGAAGUUGAUCCUCUAGGGGACUUAAACACUGAGACAGAGAGGAAAUUGGGGAAGUUGGUUUUAGAAAAGUACGGUACUGAAUUCUACAUACUUCACCGCUACCCUUUGGCUGUUAGACCAUUCUAUACAAUGCCUUGCUACGAUAAUCCAGCCUACAGCAAUUCAUUUGAUGUCUUCAUUAGAGGUGAGGAGAUCAUUUCAGGGGCACAGCGUGUCCACGUACCCGAGCUCCUGGCAGAACGUGCACAGGGAUGCGGAAUUGAUGUAAAAACAAUAUCAACAUAUAUCGAUUCUUUCAGAUAUGGUGCGCCACCGCACGGUGGUUUCGGAGUAGGGCUGGAGCGCGUAGUGAUGCUGUUCUGCGGUUUGAAUAACAUCCGAAAAACUUCAUUGUUCCCUCGCGACCCACUUAGGAUUGCUCCCUGAUAGGUCUGAUGUUGAAAUUCCUGACAUAAUUUAAGGUUUUGUUUUUGUUUUUUGCUGAUGUGAAAAUUAUAACUUAUGCCAUAUGGCUUCUUGUUUGGCCUUUCAUGGUAUUGGUAUGGUAAUAUGUAUGGAAAGUCAACUUCUUAAAUUGAUGAUGGUGAAGAUGAUGAACAUUUGAUCAUUCAAAUUUAUUUGCUUAACAUAUUUAUAACAAAAUAAUUAUGUUAGAUCUAUUUAAUAA